Messenger RNA from Ectocarpus sp. CCAP 1310/34, 3952 nucleotides. Lineage: Eukaryota; Phaeophyceae; Ectocarpales; Ectocarpaceae. The record is from the annotation of a GenBank genome assembly.
UCGUUCGAAACGAACACAAUAAAAACACGCACUCCCUAGGCCGCCCGUGUCGACGGGUCACGCGCACACCCAGCAACUAGCUCCUUCGGGGUAGACUAACGCUUGGCCGGAGACGAAACGCAAAGCAACCUUACAAAACGGCGAAGCUGCUUUUGCUACUGAGGAGGAGGGCUGUGCUAGUGGGCUGUCGUACCCUGCUCCUGCUACUAUGGCGCGAGUCGACACAGGGAUCUCGCGAGCCAGUGCAAUGAGAGCCAACUACGAAGCCUCUCUCAGCAACAUCACCAGCGCCAUUAGAAGGGGUGGAAUCGGCCAGGUCCUCAAGACGCUGGGCAUCAACAAGGCCGAGCCAAGCGUGCACGUCAACGUCGGCAAGCAGCAGUCUAGCAGCAAGGACAGCGUUGUCAAGGCCGGAGGGCGCGGUGGUACCGUUGCCGACGGGGAGCGAUCAGCGCAACGCACGCUAGGCGUCAGCUUGCUUGGAGCCUGCAGCAGCAAGGGCUGCCCCACCAAGUCCGUUGAAAACGAAGACCGAUACGUGCAUGGCAAAAUCCACGUCGACAUGAGGAAGCUUCAAGGGUUGGGCGUACAGGCUGACUCUGACGGCCAAGGCAGCGGCAAGGGCAAGGUUCCGUGCUGGGCUUUCGCCACGUUCGAUGGCCACGCGGGCCCUGCGUGCGCGCACUACCUCAAGGAGAACUUCAUGGCUCACCUGAGAAAAACCGUCGACACAAGAUGCAACGCGGCCAAUGCCAAGAGGACUCCCAGCACUACCAUUAGACAGGCCCAGGGCAACGCGGACGCGGGAGCAGGCAAGCUGAAGCAAGAGGAGCAAGAAGCUUCCGAGCCGCCGAGAAAGGACGGUAGCGUUGAUCAGGGUGGCGGCGACGGUGACGACAACGCCGACGUACCUCCUCGAAAACCGAGCCCUUCCGUGGAGGUGGUGCUGGCGCGGUUGCUAACCGACACCCUGGCAUCGUUGACGCGGGAGUUUGAGGAGGAGGCUCUCGAGAUCGGAGAGAUUUCGGGUGCUUGCGUGAUCUCCGGUUUGUAUUGCGAGGGAGCCCUCGUGCUGGCGAACGUGGGCGACUGCCAGGCGGUUUACCACGGACAGGUCAACAGCGCUCCUGGUGAUGCUGUCACUGCACAGACGACGGUCCACGACGGCACCAACCCCGCCGAGGUGAACCGUUUCCUUAUGGCCGGUGGGUACAUGAGUGCCUCCGGGCGUUUCCAGGGAGUCUUGGAGCCGAGCCGCACGGUGGGAGACGUGGACGUGAAGGCGGACUGCCCGAAAGGCUGCAUCGCUUCUUUCCCAGAGCUUUUCAAGGUGGACAUCGCGAGCGACGUGUUCCAAGGUGACGAGAAGCCGUCCGUGCCGCCUUUCCUCGUGCUAGCCACCGACGGGAUCUGGGACGAGACUUCGCCCAACAUCGUUGUGGACGAGGUCAAGGACGGCAUCGCCAAGAUCCAGGCCCACAAGCGGCGCUUCGCCAUCCGCACAAGGGGCGGUGGCAAGCAUAAGCGGAACUUGUCCUUCGGAUCGACGACCUUCACCGACGGCGAGAGCGACUCGGAGGACGAGCCGAGCGAGUUUUGUGGAAGCGGCGAGUGGGCUGAGCAAGGGAUGGACCUCGCUGAGCGAGUGGUGUCUCUCGCCAGGGGACGGUAUGACGACGCCACGGCCCUGGUAGUUGUGUUCGAGUAGCUCCAACGACAGCAAUAUCGCAAUAUAGCAACCAAACCAAGUAAAAAGAUAUCGCGUCGUGUAGCAGGCAGUGCUCCGCCAGUGUGGCAACAACACACCGUCAGUUUCCAGUUUCAAUCGCGUGUAUAUACAUAUUUACACGGUGCAAGGCGGGACAGGGCCUCGGGUUCGAGGUUUCAAUACAUGUUACCUGCUGCUGUGUUACUGCUGUCGUCGUUGUCACGAUGACAGCGACCUGUAUCGGAAGGAGUGAGUCAGUGAGGGCGCACCCCGUUCCUACAUGGCGUGUUCGGGCACAGUUGCCAUCGGUUUUGAAUGGCACGUUUGCUUCCUGUAUGCCGUGGAUAUCUUCUUUCCUUUGGGUUUUAUGCCUUGACGCUGGUCACUUGUCUGACUGUCGACACGGAGGCCUCGGGCUGCCCUUUUCCUGUUUUCAACCCCCUUCUAUGCAUCUGUACCGUCCCAUAUGACGGGCCAGGGGGGGGGGGUGACGAGAGCGAGAAGAAUCCCGUCGUGUCAAUGUUUCUUUUUAUUCUGUUGGUUGUUGCCCUUUUUUGUGUAAAGGAGAUAGAGACGACGUGGACGAUGCGGCAGCAUCUUUACUGCACCGUUGGCCGUUGGCUUGCUCCUUUUGUGUGUUUGCUGUGCUUGUAUUCGUGGGAGCUGGCAUGAAACCAGCGUCAGGUGUGGUUGGGUUCGAGAGCGACAGAGUGUAAUUUCGCGCUCGCAAUUGGUUGUGUAUCAGUGUAGUAGAGCGCAUUGACUGAAUUGCGUCUGGAGUAGGGGGUUGGAGGUCAUGGAGCCAUCGUGACUUCAGUGAUGGACACGGGUGGAAGAGUUACCUCUUCUUUUGGGCGGGUGGGGAUUCAGCGACAUCGAAGGCGAUCGUGCUUGCAUUUGUUGAUUUCGUUGUUCGAUGACACAAACAUGAAUGAAUCGUCUUGUUGUUUCUGUAACUUGGUUGUUUGGUUGAUGGCGUCGCUGUGGUUUAGUUGUCUUUCCACCUGUUCCGGUGGCAGUGGCGUCGUAUGUCAAAUGUCAUGUCAAAGGCUGAUAGGCCCACAUUACAAGCACAUAUGCAUAAGAGCCCUUUCGCGUGACACUUUUAUAGAGCUUACGUGGCACUUUUUUGGUAGAAGCUUGGCUUUUGGCCCUCUGUCCUUGGCACUCUGUACGUGAGGGGGAAGUACAGCAAGCAGGAAAAAGUGGGUCGAUGCUGGAGGUUUUCGUUGCGUUCAGAUUUUCAGACACAGCAGUAUUGUGAUUUUUGUUAUCUACAAUAUUCGUUUUUUGAUUUAUUUCUAGAGUGGUGAUUUUUCGUUUUCUCUUAUUGGGCAAGGGCUUGAUGGAGAGCCAGCAAAGCCCUCAAUGUACUCAACUUAGUGUUUGUGCGAUGAACAAUCCCUGCUGGAUACGCGUUUGCAGGUCUGCAAAAGGGGCGAGCGUAAGACUCCCCUGGGUAUGGGGAUAUGGUAGGGUAUGUAGGGCUUUUCAGCGCCGUAUGCAUAUGCGCGGGAAAGAAGCCAUCGCCUCACAGUUCGCUCCUUCGUGUUGACACCCUUUUUGGAGUCUCGUUGUGUGCAUGUAUCAAGGGCGGUAGCCGUUACGGGGCCGCCUUGAUAGCGUUGUCGGGUUCAAUGACGCCGUAUGUUGUCGACGUUGGGAGGGCAUGAGGGAAAGGAACACACACCGUAGUCCCUCGUGGGCUUGUGACGGAGAGAUAGGAUUGGAUGCCUUUGGAGUGAGUAGAGUCGCAUGUAUGGAGCGUCAUGUAUUGAACGUCUUCCCUGCAUUCAUGAAUAUGUGUUAGUGUUUCUCCCUUGCCUGGGGGAUGGACAUACAUCUGUUUCUCUAAACAUUAUUCAUUAGGAAGGAGGAGGAGCAAAGGGUGUGUUUGCGACGUGAUGUGACACCAUCGGUUAACAAUGGUGUGGGAAGUGAAAGUUCGGCGUGCCGGACUUCACUGUAGAUGUUGUUGGUUAUGCCUCCUGACGGCUGCGUGAUCCAGGUUAGGAGGUGGAAGUUUGGUAUUGUAUUCUUAAAUGGAAAAACCGCGAUUGUUCAGCUUGAACAUGUCAUGGUGUUUGUUUUUCUUUUGGCAUGUUGUAUCCAUAUGCCCAGCAGGAGUCCGUUCUGUUAGUCUCGGGGGUAACGUAACACUCUUACUUUUCUUGCCCGGGACAACGUCAGUCAGACCCAACGAGCACCAUCGUUUUGCGUACGAUACGAUCAACCAUCUUGUGU